CCGGGCAUCCGCAUUCAGUCUCAAUUUUGCAGAGGAGCUGGAGCCAUUUGUUUUCUGUGUUCCGGUUGAAGUUGCUGCUGCAGGGAGUUGAUAAACUGAGAUGUUUGGCAAGCCGAAAAACCACAACAUGGCGAUGACCUAUGAUGAUGUGCACAUCAACUUCACCCGGGAAGAGUGGGAUUUGCUGAAUCCUUCCCAGAAGAAUCUCUAUAAGGAUGUAAUGCUGGAAACCUACAAGAACCUCAUUUCUAUAGGAUACAUUUGGGAAGACCAUAACACUGAAGAACAUUGGCAAUGUUCUAGAAGACAUACAAGGAUUGAAGGAAACCAAAAUGGUGAGAAGAAACUUUCAGUGUAUACUCAAUGUGUUAAAGCCUUUUUUGAUGACACCCACUUUCUAAAGAAUGAAAAAACACACACUGGAGAAAAAUGGUCGAAAAUUAAGCAGUGUGGGAAAGCCUCUCCUUAUCACAGUUAUAUUCAAGUACUUAAAAGAAAACACACUGGAAAUAAACCUUAUGAAUAUAGUCAAGGUUAUAAAGACAUUGUUCUUUAUGAAACUCAUCAAAGUCAUAAAAGAAGAAAUACUGGAGAGAAACCUUAUGAAUGCAAUCAGUGUGGUAAGGCCUUUGCACGUCACAGUCAUCUCCAAAGGCAUAAAAGAACACAUACUGGAGAGAAACCCUAUGAAUGUAAUCAGUGUGGUAAGGCCUUUGCAUGUUACAGUCAUCUUCAAGAGCAUCAACGAACACAUACUGGAGAAAAACCUCAUGAAUGUAAUCAGUGUGGCAAGGCCUUUGCAUGGCACAGUCAUCUUCAAGUACAUAAAAGAAUACACAGUGGAGAGAAACCCUAUGAAUGUCAUCAGUGUGGUAAGGCCUUUGCUGAAAACA
Messenger RNA from Microtus ochrogaster (prairie vole), 893 nucleotides. RefSeq lists its product as uncharacterized. The record is from RefSeq and is a predicted model, not a curated record. Gene Ontology annotation, biological process: regulation of DNA-templated transcription. NCBI's taxonomy places the organism in Eukaryota, Metazoa, Chordata, Mammalia, Rodentia, Cricetidae.